Molecule: messenger RNA, 3196 nt
Organism: Nematostella vectensis (starlet sea anemone)
Lineage: Eukaryota; Metazoa; Cnidaria; Anthozoa; Actiniaria; Edwardsiidae
Product: kinesin-like protein KIF2A
Exons: 27
Coding region: 166-2301 (711 amino acids)
Biological process (GO): microtubule-based movement
Molecular function (GO): microtubule binding; microtubule motor activity; ATP binding
Source: RefSeq, a predicted model, not a curated record
GUUGGUAAACACGGGCGCAGGCCGCCAUUUUUUAACGCACUUCAAGCGAAAACUCAAUACAAAUUCAAACGUCAAACACGGGAACUGCAUGAGAAACUAUCAUAAGUGUAAAUUAGCUCGGCUUUAAACUUUACGGAAUAGCUGAACCACGGCUUUAUUCAUGCAAUGGAUAAAUACAGCAAAGUUGCCGUUGGAUCUAAGGUGGAUAUUCAGCGAACUGAUGGCCGUGUCCACUCUGCCUUGGUUAGCGGUGUCAAUUUGGACACGAAAAGUGUAACUGUAGAAUGGUAUGAAAAUGGAGAGACCAAGGGAAAAGAGAUUGAGAUAGAUCAGGUUUUCGCCCUGAACCCUGCACUAGUUGUACAACCCAAACCCAAAGCAGCAGUUCCUGGGAUAAGCAAGUCCAGAAUAAGUGCCACACCAAGUAUUACCAGGAACGCACCAAAAGACCAACCUGUCUCUACACCAAAAGCCACAAAAGGUAAAAAUGAAAGACCAUCUGCUCUCAACCUAAAUAAUGAUGAGGAGACAAAUGGAGGAGCCCCACCGCCUCGCAAAGAGAGCUCAUCCUCUAGUGUGGCUGGCAGAAGACGAUCUAAUUGUGUAAAAGAGGUUGAGAGACUGAAGAAGAAUAGAGAAGAAAGGCGAGCUCAACAACAAGAGCAGAAGGAACAGAGGAUGAAGUUACAGCAGGAGUAUGAUCCUGGCAAUCAAAACUGGGAGUUCAUACAGAUGAUCCGGGAAUAUCAAGAUGGAUUGAAUUUACGACAAAUGACCAUGAAUGAGCCUAUAACGGACCAUCAAAUUACUGUCUGUGUAAGGAAAAGACCUUUGUCUAAAAAAGAACUUGCUAAAAAAGAGGUUGAUGUUUGCAUCGUCCCGGAGACAGAUUAUUGUGUCAUACAUGAAUGCAAGUUAAAGGUUGAUCUGACAAAGUAUCUGGAAAACCACAAGUUCUGGUUUGACUAUGCCUUUGAUGAGAGUGCAGGAAAUGACCUUGUGUACAGAUACACUGCAAAGCCUUUGGUGGAGUGUAUUUUUAACCAGGGAAUGGCAACCUGUUUUGCUUAUGGGCAGACAGGCAGUGGGAAAACACAUACAAUGGGUGGGACGUUUACUGGAAAGCAGCAGGAUUCAUCCAAUGGUAUAUAUGCCCUUGCAGCAACUGAUGUCUUCAAGUUGUUCAAGCAUCCAAAGCACAAGGGCAAAGACUUGGUCAUCUCUUGUAGUUACUUCGAAAUUUAUGGCAGUAAGGUUUUUGAUUUAUUGAACAAACGCAAGAAGCUGCGAGUCCUUGAAGAUGGAAACCAGCAAGUCCAGGUCUGUGAGCUUCAGGAAAAGAUUGUCCACAACGUUCAAGAUGUGCUCAAGCUCAUUGACCUCGGGAAUAAACUUAGAACUUCAGGACAGACGUCUGCCAAUCAGAACUCAUCACGGUCACAUGCAGUCUUCCAGAUUGUGCUCAGAAAAAGGGGUUACGCCAAGGAUGGCUCAGGAGGUCACCUUUACGGAAAAUUCUCGUUGAUUGAUCUUGCUGGUAAUGAGCGAGGUGCUGACACAUCCACCGCUGACCGACAGACUCGACUGGAAGGGGCAGAGAUUAAUAAGAGUUUGCUGGCUCUCAAGGAGUGUAUACGUGCCCUUGGAAGGAAGGGGGCUCACCUGCCAUUCCGAGCAAGUAAACUAACACAGGUCCUGAGAGAUUCGUUUAUCGGGGAGAAUUCCAAGACAUGCAUGAUUGCCAUGAUCUCCCCCGGGAUGAGCUGCUGUGAGCACACCCUGAACACCCUCCGAUACGCUGACAGGGUUAAGGAGCUGGGCCCUGAGAAGCGAAACCGUAAGCGACCGCCUGCUAAUGGUGGUGAAGUUGGCGAGGGAGACGACGAGGAAGAAGUUGAAGAGGACGACGAUGAUCUUUCGCCAAUGGGCGAUAAAAACGUCAACAACGUGGACCUUGCGCUGCUCUGUACACAUAGUGGCUCCAGGGAUAACUCUCAGGAUUUAUAUACCUUCCACGAGGCUGUCUCUCAACUGAAUGACAUUGAAGACAAAAUUAUUGAUGAUCACAAGUGUACCAUAAAGGAGGCCAAAACAUUACUGAAAGAAGAGGAGCACUUGGUCGAGAGAGUGGACUCAGACGUCGAUUAUAACGUGGAGGAUUACGUCAAACGUUUGGACGAGAUCCUCGCCCAGAAAAUACAGAAAUUCACUGAACUGAGAGAUAAAGUGAACCAGUUUCGCAGACGUCUCGAGGAGGAGGAGGUGGCUAGCCGGAACAUCCGUAAACUACCGGGCUAUUAGACAGCGAAGAGUAAAUUAUUUUAACAGACAGACCGCAGGUGGAAGUGCAAUCCCCACACGUUGCUUGGAUUAGCGGGAGUUGUAUAUAGAAUAAUAGUGUGGGUAUAAGAGAGUGUUUAUUUAUUAUUGCCUUGUAAUUGUCCAACUUGACUCCCAGACAGAUUCACAUGAAUGUAUUUUUUUUAAUGGUAAAGGCCUGCGAAACGCGUGUUCAUAUUAUGACGUAUUCUGACAUGUGACUUUUUUUUUUUUUUUUUUGAGAGACAGUGGACAGGGUUCGACAUUGGCUUGACGUUCUGUCGAAUUUCUGGACAUUAUCCACAAAUAAGGGAUUUGAAACGUGAAUAAAUGACAACUAACGAAACAGCAUAUAAGGAAAAGAAAUCAAGAUGUUACGCGUUUAAGUUUUGCAGCCUUAAACGUUUUGUUCCCGGAUAAUCACGUGCAUAGUGACCAACCAAAUAUGGAGGUUAGUCCUUUGAGUAAGCAAUGUCUCGCCUUCCGCUGAACUUUGUUCCACUGACCUUCAUAGCGUCUAUUUUAGUUUUGGACCCGCCUAGAAGCCAAAAUAUUAGUCCUGUUUGAAAUAGAGUAUUAUCAAGCCAAAUAAAACUACAAUACAAGGAAUUUGAAUUCUUGGCGGGCGCAACACGUAAUCGGCUAUAAAAAAAGGCACUAGGGUACUCCUAGUAUUGACCAGUUGUCGCAGGUCUGAAGUAUAUUUUGUACUGUGAUGUGCACGGUUCCUGGCUGCAAGCUAUUACUGGCUAUGUGGGAGUGAACGGACACUAAACAAAUGUGGCCCAAAGCAUUACUUGGAUCAUGAAAAAAAUAAUUUAGCAAUCCAUCUGUUGUAUUCAGGAAUUUUAGACUGAAAUAAAACUUUGUGUCUCGA